Molecule: messenger RNA, 3642 nt
Organism: Linepithema humile (Argentine ant)
Lineage: Eukaryota; Metazoa; Arthropoda; Insecta; Hymenoptera; Formicidae
Gene: Oatp30B
Product: Organic anion transporting polypeptide 30B
Biological process (GO): sodium-independent organic anion transport; transmembrane transport
Cellular component (GO): plasma membrane
Molecular function (GO): protein binding
Source: RefSeq, a predicted model, not a curated record
GCGUUCAUCUUGUUUCCUUUUCCUUCUGUUUGAAUGCGGCGCGUCACGAUAGCGGCGCUUCGAGGCGUCUCCCUUUCGUACAAGAUAGCACCGCGGCAGUAGUGAGCGCAUGCUCGAGUUCUUCCAUGGUCGAGCAAAAACACAGCUGGUCUACGAUCCUCGAAGUGAGUUGACGGUCAAACAGCUAUCAAUGUGACUUCCGCGAAUUUUUAUGCGAUCUGUCGGAGCUGAGCGCCGAGGCUCGCGCGAGCGUGUGUGAGGCAACGUAGGAAAAUCCGUCGAUCACGGCUAUUGCCAUAGUGAGCAGUGCUAGUGCGUUUGUCUGAUGUAGCCUGGAGAACAGCGCAGUGUCACCAGGAAGAUUUUUCACUUGGCUUGAUCCUGGAUACAAAAGAACAUCUUGCUACUGUUCCGCGGCGUUCUCUCCAACAAUGUCACCGGUAAGCUUUUAAUAUUCAAAUCAACGUGGGGGACGAAAAAAGAAGAAGAAAGAUAAGAUAAAUGACAGAAAAAUGGCAUCCACGAGCGGGCACAAGAGAAACGGCUCCAACUCGAGUAUGUUUGCACACAAGCGCACCGAAUCCGGGGGUGGUUUCAUCGGCUACAAGCGAGCCGAGGGCGGUCACAAACGUGCCGAGAGUAUAUCCAGUGCCUUUGGCCACAAGCGGCCCGAAAGUGGCCACAAGAGGAAUGAGAGCUGCGGCGGCUUCGGUCACAGGAGGUCCGAGUCCGGCAGUAAUUAUUACGCCGGGCAUCGGAGGAACGAGAGCAUGUACGCGAUGACGGGUCUGUACGCGGAAACCACCGGCGCCAGCACCGACGACAAUGCGGACCCGUUGCAGCCGAGCGGCGGCAGACUGACCCACGACACCGUCAUAAGGUGUCACAGUAGAAACCCUAGUUCCGGUCUUGUGGAUCAUAGAGACUUUAUCAUCAAAUGUCACAGUAGGAAUCCCAGUGCUUCUAUGGUAGACAGGGCGGAGAAGGAGAGGGCACAAACUCCGCCGCUCAAUCCGGAUUCCAAGGACUGUGGGAUUCUGAGUUGUAGACCGGCCUUCAUUCAAAGAUUUGCCGGAAUAAAGGUGUUCGUAUUCCUCCUGUCGUUCCUCGUUACGUUGCAGCAAGCGCUUAGCUCAGGUUACAUUAAUUCUGUGAUAACGACCAUAGAGAAGAGGUUUGAGAUCCCGUCCAGCCUUUCGGGCCUCAUUGCCAGUUCGUACGAAAUCGGCAAUGUUAUCACUGUCAUUUUUGUCAGUUAUCUCGGCAGUCGCAGACACAUACCCGUGUGGAUAGCGAUUGGUGCAGUGAUAAUGGGACUGGGAUCGAUGAUCUUUAUGGUGCCACAUUUCACAGCAGAACCCAACUUGACGACAACCGCGAAUCAUUCCAAUUCGGAUAACAUCUGUCGCGGCGUAUCGUUACGCGAGAACGAUAUGGGUUUAGGUCGACUUUCGACAGGCUUAUCGUCGCCCCCCUUAGCGCCACACAAUAAUUUAAGAGGUGACAAUUGUAUACAAGGAUCUCCGUCUACAGCCGGACCGGUCAUGUUAUUCGUACUUGCUCAGUUAUUAUUAGGAUGCGGAGGCUCUCCUUUGUUCACUCUUGGUACUACUUACAUAGACGAUCAUGUAAGACCAGAAAGUGCAUCUUUAUACAUUGGUUGUAUGUACAGUAUGGCGGCCUUUGGACCAGUUUUAGGUUUUCUUCUCGGAGCGUAUCUUUUGUCCUUUCACAUGGACUCAUUUUCUGGAACGAUUAUAAGCAUCGAUCCUGGAGAUCACAGAUGGGUCGGUAUGUGGUGGGGUGGAUUUCUCCUUUGCGGGCUGCUCCUCAUUUUAGUGGCAAUACCAUUCUUCAGUUUUCCUAAAACAUUACAACGUGAAAAGGAGAAGAUACGAAUUAUUGAAAAGAAUAAGCCAUUGACACAAAAAGAAAAGGAGCAAUCCAAGGAACCUAAAAAGGAAACACUAGACGAUAGCGGCUAUGGCAAAGAUGUUAAAGACAUUCCGCGCAGUAUGUGGAGACUGGUAUGCAAUCCAGUCUACGUCGUAACAUGCCUGGGAGCAUGCAUGGAGUUAGUGAUUGUAUCCGGAUUUGUGGUAUUCUUACCAAAGUAUCUCGAAACGCAGUUUAGCCUGGGAAAAAGUCAAGCCAGCAUCUUCACUGGCUCAGUCGCUAUACCAGGCGCCUGUAUCGGAAUCUUCUUUGGCGGAUGUAUGCUCAAGCGUUUAGAGCUGAGGCCGAAGGGCGCGGUACAAUUUGUCCUCGUCUCGAACAUAAUUUGCCUGGUGUGCUACGGUCUGCUGUUUUUCCUCGGCUGCGAGAACGUGAAAAUGGCUGGGACCACUAUACCUUACUUCAACAGUACUACAAAGGGCCCUGAACCCUUUCAAGUAAAUCUCACUGCCGCAUGCAACUUUGGUUGUGAAUGCCGAAUGACAGACGUGGAGCCGGUUUGCGGAAAUAAUGGUCUGACAUAUUUUAGCCCAUGUCACGCAGGCUGCACUGCCUUUAGUUCCAAAUCGAAUUUUACAAAUUGUGCAUGUAUACAUGGCAAUUUGACUGUGCUGCCACCGGCAACGCCAGAAUUUGCAGAAGUGACUGUUGUACCGGUAGCAACCGCAGGUCCUUGUAUUUCACCGUGCAGAACUAUAUUUCCAUUUUUGAUUCUUUUAUUCUUUAUGACCUUUAUCGUUGCCGUAACUCAAAUGCCUUUGCUUAUGAUAGUGCUACGGUCCGUCUCUGAAGAAGAAAGAUCUUUCGCUUUGGGUAUGCAGUUUGUAAUCUUCCGAUUAUUCGGUUACAUACCCGCACCAAUACUAUUUGGAAAUUUAAUCGAUUCUACGUGUCUGCUUUGGAAAAGCACUUGUGGAGAAAAGGGAGGUCGAUGUUUGCUCUACGACAUUGAACAAUUUAGAUACAGAUACGUCGGCCUAUGCGCUGGGAUAAAAAUUUUAGCUUUAGCAUUAUUUCUGAUCGAUUGGUGGCUCGUGAGAAGGAGAAGACAAAUGGAAGAACAGCCACCAUCUUUCACUGUCAACGAAUUUGUAGGGUCAAUUAUCAGUUUAGAUAAACUGUUUGAGGAGAAACCACAUCAGCAUUUAGGGGAUGGCGAUGCGACUCUACCGAGUUCCGAGAUUGCAACGCCAUCUUCUAUCUCGUCGCCUACAGAACCUACGAAGUCAACGAAUCUCGAAGAAACAGGGUCGUCGAAUCAAACGCAAGAUUCAACGGAGAUGACAAAUCGCUCAAAAAAUAUGGAAGUUGAAGUUCCCGAUACGAGGCAAGCACCACUUGCUAUAGAAGAGCCAGAUGUUGAGAUCAAACCUUUAACUAGUAUGACGGAGAAUCGUAACCACAAUGUUUAAUGUUUACUUUACAUUAGAUGCUAUAGAAAUAAAUAUAUCAAAUUGAUGAUAUAUAAAUUUGUGACAAAUUACGUUAAUGAAUUUAUCUAAGUAAUAUAGACUCACACAUAUCCACAUGUAAUAUUAUUUAUCUAUUUUCUAUGUUAGAAAAACAAGAAAGUGCAAUACAAUAUAUAUAGAAAGAAAAGAAAGUUUGUAUGGUAUUAAAAAUACCAGAGAAUGUUAAUAUAAAAUGGAUUCAAUUUUACUUUUUUUUUUAUAUGUACAUUACAUU